Messenger RNA from Cutaneotrichosporon cavernicola, 2724 nucleotides. RefSeq lists its product as uncharacterized. Gene Ontology annotation, molecular function: nucleic acid binding; exonuclease activity. The transcript is spliced from 13 exons. The coding region runs from base 1 to 2724 and encodes 907 amino acids. NCBI's taxonomy places the organism in Eukaryota, Fungi, Basidiomycota, Tremellomycetes, Trichosporonales, Trichosporonaceae. Gene Ontology annotation, cellular component: nucleus. The record is from RefSeq and is a predicted model, not a curated record.
AUGCCCAAGCGCAAGUCGGCGGAAGCCGGCGCCGCAGCGACCCCGUCCCUCUCAUCCUUGGACGCCGCUCUCGACCUUCUCGCGUGUGAGAUGUUUGGUCGCCUCGAGUCCCUCACAUCCAAGUUCGAGGCUGCGGCUGGCGUCAAGCUCAACGAGGGUGUUGUGAUGCGUAGGUGGGAAGAAGCUUCCAAGCGAUACUUGGUCAUGAAGAGCAUGGACGAGCUCACGUGCGGUGGCAAGGGUCUCACGGACGGAAGCAUGGUCUUGGAUGGUGAUGGUGGCGACCCAGCGGCCAAUGAUUCCGGAUCAUACGCGCGCCCUCUACCCAAGUCGCAUCAUCCUGGAGCAGUGAGGGCAUUCGAGCUCGACGCCGAUGAGGAACUCCAGUGGCGUCGCUGGUCUCCUCGCGUCAACGAUAUGGUCCUAGUGGAGCUGCAGGGCGGCGCGGUGUGGCCAGCCAAGAUUAUUGAGAAGAAGACGUUCUUCCAAGGUCGCAGUUCAAUACCAAGGGGCAAUAACUUCUAUCCCAUCCGGGUCUACGCUGAGGACAUCGAACCGACCAUGACUGUCAAGUCGCGCCUGAUACCGUUGGAACUCCGAUCGUCUCCGCCUCUCUUGGCCACAACUGGGCUUAUCACUGCAUACAACCACGCCCUCAACCCAACCACCUUCGAUAUCUUGGCGGGCAAUCGUGAACAAGCUGCGGCGUACGCUCGCACCCACCCCGGCGCUGGCGACGAGGAUACGAUGUCCAAGAUCUCAGCCGAGAAGGAGAGCUGGAAGAAGUUUGUCAACUGGCUCAUGGACGAACGUCGUGUUGAGAAGCUCCGAAAUCUCAGCGAGGAGCGUGACAAGCGCCUUCGGGAGGUGACAUCCUCCUCCUACAAGGACUGCGACACCAGCGGAUGUGACGAGAUCGAUAAUGUCCGCGCGCCUAGAAGGCGUCGAGUUUCUGCUUCCCUGCCGCCGUUUGACUACUCGAGCACAAAGACUGUGCGCAAAGUCGAGAGCGAAUCGAAUGAACGUGGCGGGAUCUUCCGGAUCGCUCCGCUUAAUGGUUCUCCGUCGUCGGGUCAAGGGUCGUCGUCCAGUAGCUCGAGGAGCCUCACGCCCAUGUCAGCGUACAUUCGCCCAGCCUUGUCCGUCCCGCUCCGGCCCAACUCACCUCGCCGAACAGACCGCCGUCGUAAUGGCGUGUUUGCAGGGGUGAGCGAAUUCAGCCCCCGUCGCGGUUCAACAUACACCCCUCCGCGCGUUCUUCCCUCCGGCGAUGAGACAGCACCGUUCUCGCCAAGUCCCGCACCUUCGCUCAAAAGCUUCGACUUCUGUAGUCCGCUCAGCAGCAAGCACAAGUCCAACGACGACGACGUGGUCAUGGUGUCCAAGAACGGAAGCGUGUGCUUCGAGGAACCCGUCCAGAAGAAGGCCCCCACGGCUCCGGUCCGCCUGGGAUCUUCGUCAACAUCACGACCUCCACCAUCAGCACCGACUACAUCCAGACCUGUUGGCCCGCCAACACUUCCCUUGACCAAGUUCUCCCCCCAGCCUAUCGCAGAUCGCCAGAAAGCUCUUCGCACUCUCUACACCCAGUUCGAGAAGUUGUACUCCCAUGUCCUGUCUCACCAUCCCUCCCUUGCUCAAGAAUCUGCAAUCGACCAAGAAAGUGAAGUCUCGACUACCACUCGCAACGUCAAGGCGUACAAGAUGGCCAUUCACCAAGCCGCGGUGUCUAUCUCACGCCGAUCUCCCCCAGAUUCAGUUCCGCAUGCCUCGAUUGGCACAGUCAAGCAGUGUCGCGAAGCCGCAGAGGCCGCAGAAGCCGCCAGGGCUAGCAAGCUGACCAUUGACCGAGUCAGCGGUUUCUGCCACGACACUUCAACUCUCAUUCAAUGGGGCUACCCAGACUACGACAAUGUGGAGCUGUCAUCUCCUCCAGUCGUCCUGUCAGAGAUCACAGAGCGACAAGCGUGCGAUCGGUGUAAGAAGGACUUCGACCCAAACGUCACGUACGAACUGGGCGUUUGCGUAUACCAUUAUGGCCGACCUCGGCCCGAGAGGAAGGACGGGAGACGGGUCUGGCUCUACACGUGCUGCGGAAAGGAGCGCGGAGGCCCGGGGUGUGAGGACGGCAUCCACGUCUUCUCGUUCCGUGAAGAUGACUCGAAGCUCGCAGCCCUUGAGCCUUACCAAACGACGCAGCAAAUACAUGAGCGGCAUGCCAUUCCAGCCAAACGCGCCAUGGAGAUUGUCGGAAUGGACUGUGAGAUGAUCUACACAGCUAGCGGCUCCUCGCUCGCUCGUGUCACAAUCGUCGAUGAAAACGGAGGGACCAUCCUUGACGAACUUGUUCGUCAACGUCACCGUAUACUCGAUUGCAACACCCGCUUCUCCGGCGUUGUCGAACAGGACCUCGAGUCUGCUACCAUGGACCUCAACGCUGUUCGGAAGGCAGUCUGCUCGUUCAUUGGUCCUAAGACGAUUGUUGUUGGCCAUGGGCUUGAAAACGACCUUCGUGCCCUCCGCCUUCUUCACGAUCGCGUUAUUGACACAGCCAUUCUCUUUCCUCACCCCAAUGGUCCUCCGUAUCGGCGAGCCCUGCGCGACCUAGUCAAGGACCAUCUCGGCUACUUCAUCCAGGAUAAUUCUGUGGCUGGGCAUAGCUCGGCCGAGGAUGCUCGCGCUACGAUCGAGGUGUUGAAGGCGAAGGUUCGUGGUAAUGCAUAA